Notolabrus celidotus (New Zealand spotty) is the source of this 1179-nucleotide messenger RNA. RefSeq names its product calmodulin-regulated spectrin-associated protein 2-like. Gene Ontology annotation, molecular function: microtubule minus-end binding; calmodulin binding. The record is from RefSeq and is a predicted model, not a curated record. Gene Ontology annotation, biological process: cytoplasmic microtubule organization; negative regulation of microtubule depolymerization. The coding region runs from base 1 to 921 and encodes 306 amino acids. The transcript has 6 exons. Gene Ontology annotation, cellular component: microtubule minus-end. Lineage: Eukaryota; Metazoa; Chordata; Actinopteri; Labriformes; Labridae.
AUGGAGGUCAAAAAGUUGCAUUGUACAGGGAAGAACCAUGAGCCAGAGAACCAUGUGAGACUGAAAGCAGAAGAGGAGCGCAUCAGGAAGGAGGAAGACAAGGCGAGGAAGGAGUUCAUCAAGCAGGAGUAUCUCAGGAGGAAGCAGCUGAAGCUGAUGGAGGACAUGGACACAGUCAUCAAACCCCGACCCGUCACCGGGGCCAAGCAGAGGCGGGGGCGGCCCAAGUCCGUCCAUCGUGACAGCAUGGACUCCCCGAAAACCCCCGUCAGAGCCGCUACAGGUUCACGACAACGUGUCUUUUCAGUCUCCAGCUUGUCCCUGGCCUCCCUCACCCUGGGAGACAGCGACAGCGUGCACUCGGAGAAGAGGACGCCGAGGCCGGAUUCUGCAGACGGCUUCCUGUCCCCGAGCCGCUCCAGCAGCAGGAACGGAGAAAAGGACUGGGAGAACGCGUCCACGACCUCCUCUGUGACAUCUAACACGGAGUACACAGGACCGAAGCUGUACAAGGAGCCGAGCGCCAAAUCCAACAAGCACAUCAUCCAGAACGCUCUGGCCCACUGCUGCCUCGCAGGGAAGGUCAACGAGGGGCAGAAGAACAAGAUCCUGGAGCAAAUGGAGAAAUCGGGGGCCAACAACUUCUUGGUCUUGUUCCGAGACGCCGGCUGCCAGUUCCGCUCCCUCUACACGUACUGCCCCGAGACGGAGGAGAGCAACAAGCUGGCGGGCAUCGGCCCCAAAGGCAUCACGCGCAAGAUGAUCGACGGCCUCUACAAGUACAACUCGGACAAGAAGCAGUUCAGCCAGAUACCAGCCAAGACCAUGUCGGCCAGCGUGGACGCCGUGACCAUCCACAACCACCUCUGGCAAACCAAGAAGCCAGCCACCCCGAAAAAAGUAGUGCCUGCUCAGUCCUAAUGGAACUUGACUUCCCAAAUGUCAUCUCCCCUUCAAGUGGAACAAACUCAUUUCAAUUUGCACUUCACUGUACAUAUCCAUGAAGAUUCAAGCACCUGCAACGCCAGUUAGAUGAAUGCAUAUCCGUCUGUUUGUCCGUCCUCUCAUUGCAUUCCCGUCCUCUUCGUUCUCUUCACUCUGGACCGGACGUCAAAGAUUCUGAACGACUGGAAUGUACGCCACUGUGGAGGAAUAAUGUAAAUGCUUACUCCGUUUGUA